This is a messenger RNA of Akanthomyces muscarius, 2019 nucleotides long. RefSeq lists its product as uncharacterized. The transcript is spliced from 3 exons. Gene Ontology annotation, biological process: glycerophospholipid catabolic process. NCBI's taxonomy places the organism in Eukaryota, Fungi, Ascomycota, Sordariomycetes, Hypocreales, Cordycipitaceae. Gene Ontology annotation, cellular component: intracellular membrane-bounded organelle; cytosol. The record is from RefSeq and is a predicted model, not a curated record. Bases 1 to 2019 code for a protein of 672 amino acids. Gene Ontology annotation, molecular function: A2-type glycerophospholipase activity.
AUGAAGCACCUAGCGCUGCUGCUUGCCGCCGCGUCAGCAUGCGUGUCCCAAGCAAACGCCAACUCGCCUCAUAUUGCACGAGUUGAACGCGCAGAGCCGCUUGACCUUUCAGAUCCAUCCUCCCAAAUCGACACACCAGACGCUGGGGCCAUUGUCAACCGCGCCAUAAACGCUGCUCCCUCUGGAUACGUCCCAUCAUCAUCGGCAUGCCCCGACCCUCCUCCCAAGAUUCGCUCAGGUAGCUCCCUUGGUCCGGACGAGAAGGCAUGGAUUCCCGAGCGUCGCAAGGAGACGAUACCUCACAUGCGCCGUCUCCUCAAGCGCUUGGUCAUUACUGGUUUCGACAGCGAAGCAUACCUUGGCAAUGCCACUCACAACUCAACAAAACUUCCGAAUAUUGGCAUCGCCAUUUCCGGAGGCGGCUACCGCGCCAUGAUUGGAGGCGCCGGCGCAAUUGCGGCCUGGGAUGAUCGCUCAGCCGGUAGCGAGGAAAAGGGAAAUCUGGGCGGCCUGCUGCAAAGCGCAACCUAUAUAUCCGGCCUCUCGGGCGGCGACUGGCUCGUCGGCAGCUUGUUUGUAAAUAAUUUCACUUCGGUGCAGAGCGCCGUCGACGCGCCGCUCAUAUGGCAGCUGGAAAACAGCAUCUUCAAAGGCCCCGAUCAGUAUAGCGUCCGUGGAUACUACACCGAUGUUUUCAACGAAGUGGAGGGGAAAUCCAAAGCCAGCUUCAACGUCUCAGCCAGCGACUACUGGGGCCGUAUGCUGGCGUACCAAAUGGUCAACGCCAGCAAUGGUGGACCGGGAUAUACUUGGAGCUCAAUCGCCAACGACUCCGACUUUUCAACGGGCAAGGCCCCAAUGCCUGUGCUUCUGGCAAACGGACGCAGCUCGGAAAAGACUGUCAUCACCGCGAUCAACUCUACAAUCUACGAGUUUACGCCUUGGGAGCUCGGCUCCUCAGACCCAACGCUCUCUGGAUGGGUGCCACUCCGGUACGUCGGCACAUCAUUCAAAGAUGGAGAUGUGACGGAUCAGGACAGCUGCGUCACCGGCUUCGAUAAUGCGGGCUUCGUCAUGGGUACCACCUCGUCGGUCUACACGCAGUCCAUCUCAUACCUCAAGGACAACAACAAAAAGUACUUACCCGGCGAUGUCCCUGACUUCGCUAUCAAGACGGCCGCGAAGCUCAUUUCUGCGCUGAGCGACUCGAGCUCCUACGACAUUGCCGAGUGGUCGCCAAACCCCUUUCGCGGCUUCCGCCCGUCCACCAACCGCAACGCCAACCACUCGCGCCUCAACCUCGUCGACGGCAGCGAGGACGCCCAAAAUAUCCCCUUCCACCCACACCUGCUGCCCGACCGCGCGGUUGACGUCGUGUUUGCCUACGACUCGUCUUCGGAUACCGAGUUCGGCUGGCCCGAUGGCUCUGCCCUGGUCGCCAGCUACGAGCGUGCCCAGCAGGCCGCAUUGCAGGACAUCUCGCCCUUCCCUCCGGUUCCGGACAAGAACACCAUGCGCAACCUGGGCUUCAACGCGCGCCCGACCUUUUUUGGCUGCAACGCCACCAACCUCACCACUCACGGCAGCGGCAGCGGCAGCGUCGCGCCUCUCGUCGUCUGGCUGCCUAACCACCCGUACGUCUACAACGGCAACCUGACGACAUUCACCUGGACCGUCAAGGACGGCGAGCGCGCCGCCAUCAUUGACAACGGCUGGGCCGUCGCCACGCAGCUCAACGCCACCCGCGACACCGAGUGGCCCGCCUGCGUCGCCUGUGCCAUCCUCGCCCGCAGCUUCUAUCGCACCAACGCCACCGUGCCCCGGCAGUGCGCCAAGUGUUUCGACCGCUACUGCUGGAAGGGCAACACAAACACCAGCACCCCCAACGGGCCCUUCGACCCGACGUACUAUGGCAAGCCCAUCAUUGUCAAGGACAGUGCUGGCCUGGCCCGCGCGUCGUACGCUACCACGCAGCUGCUCGUCACCAUCCUGUCCGUCGCCGCAAUGCUUGCUAUAUAA